GUUUGCAUCUCUGUUUUGUUGUGAUUUGAAGGUAAAAUGGCAGUGUUCCGCAAUGCUGUGGAGAUAUUUAUUUAGGAACUUGCUGGCGAUGUGCGUGUUAGACAUCUAAGGCAUGAACCAUGUCCGCUGCCAUGACCAUGAAGACCUCGGCAGCUGAAUAUUUUGCUUCCCUCUCGCCUGUCAAAUGUGACAGCCGAGCAGGGGGCGUAGGUGCUGGCAGUCGCGGGGGGCGCUGCCACUGCUGCCCCUAUGGCUACCACAUCGACCUGGACUUUGUCCGCUUCUGCCACAGCCUUGCCAAGGACAACAAGCAGGAGUCUGCCACGCUCAGGAAGCUGAAGCUGUCCAAGAAGCAGCGGCGCCGGGAGACCCACAGCAUGGAGAUGAUGCUGGGACUCGCUUCUCACCAACAACAGGACGUGGGUGACGUGGCGGGUGUGACUGGUGUGACAGGUGUAACGGGUGUGACGAGUGGAGGCAGGGACCCCCCACCACCACCCCCAGUUCGCGGCAACUCCCUGCAGCACCCGUCGCUGGUGUCCAGGCGCAUCACAAACAUCGUCAGUGCCACACCCAGCGUCCCCCACGGCCGCGGCCACACACCCGCUGCUCCCCACCUUCAGGCGCUGAACGGUGACGCGCGCCGCAGCCUCGCCGACCGUCGGCCGAGCGACGCCCUGGGCGACCUCAGCGCCACCGAGGCGGCGGCCAGCGCCCUGCAGGAAGCGAUGCAGGACUUCGAGGAUACGCUGGAGAGCUCCCACGACAACAGCUCCCGCAGCCGCCCCACGGCCGCCCCCAGCGACACCCACGCCGCGUGGGGAGCCCUCGCCCCGCACCGCAAGCAAGCUAUCGGAGGCGUAAACAAAGCCAUGGUGGCAUCAAUGUUGGCUCAGGCUGCGGUGAGCGGCGUGCGUAGCGCCAGCGUCACGCGCUCCAACAGCCUCCCUCGAUACUUUCCCGACGAGUCCACAUGGUUCUCCCGGGGACGGCCGUCACCACAUCAGCCCGGCAGCGGUGGCGGCGGUGGCGGGGGCCACAUGACGCUCAGGGAAGCUUUAGCCUCGCUUGAAGCUACUAAAGGUGGCGGCAGAUACUCGCCCCCGCCCCCUCCUGACGACCUCAUGAGCGUUACUUCCACAGCGUCGCAGCUCUCCACCAGCACCUUGCAGUCCAUCCGAGACCAAAUGGCGGCCGGUCUCAGCCGCUUACGAGAACUCGAGGCUGAGGUAGCCAACAUCCCUCACUUGAAGAAGGAGCUGGAUAGACUGCGGUGCGAGCGAGAGCAGCUUCAGGAGGCGGUUUCACAGUCACGCAAGUUUACUAAUGUAGAGAUGAGGCGAGAGGUCGUCUCGCAGGACCUCAGGGAAGACGCUGGCCUCCCCGGCAGGCGACGUCGCAGCCCCUCACCGGUGCGUGUCAACUUGGAAGAAUUCUGCUCCUAUCGCCGAGCUCGAGCGAGUUCAGUGUCUGACUGCUCAGAUUCUGAAUCCGUUGCGUCUGAACGCCCCUAUAGAGCAGCCAGAUCCAUGACCACCGCCAGCGCAAGCCGAAACAAUAAAAAUUCUUUCAGUGAUAACAAUGAACGCUCAAAUCUUUCCAACGGCCAGGCCAAGUCUCCGGUAAAGAAUGAGACGUUCCGCCAUAACGGAACGCACAGUCUUUUCAUCAGUGAAGUAGGAGACCGGCCGUCGCAGCAGCAAGGCGAGAGGGAAGGGGUCAAUGCCUGGUGGGGCACACGAGGGAAGGAGAAGAGGGACGCCUCGACGUCGUGUCGGGUGCUCACACGGGACGUGGGCAUCGUUCAUGCCGUGCGGGUUCGUUCCGUGGGACUCACGGCGGACAUGACGUCGAAGGUCGUGGACCGCGCGGUGUCUCCCAUGAAGGAGACUUCAUCGCUCAGGGACCUCAAGCGACCGUCGGUGGCGAAUCUUCUCACCGUGGACCGCUCCACCCAAACCAUCGAGGAAAAGAAAGAUGCGCGCACGAAGCUACUCAGUGAGUUGGGUCGCCAAAAUUCCUCAAUAAUAAGCAGAAUGUCUGAGGUCCAAAAGGACCCUCCAGCACUUUUGUUUGAUAAUUCAACGAAUACAGAGAAAUUGGUCACUAGGACACAAGCGAAUAAUACUGACCAACUCCGCGUUAGGAACCAAAACACGAACACCAUUCUACUGGCUGAGCAAAUAAUUACCAAAGACCUCGUGGACGCUGAGGUUAAUGAACGCGUUCAUUUGAGGGUACAAGAGUUCAUGCAGCAAGCGCGGGAGGAUUGGGAGGCAGAAUUGGAAUCGCUUGUAAACGAGAGGGUAGAAGAUCAAGUUGGAACAAUAAAAAGGAAGUAUAGUCUGGAAGUCGAUAAAGAAGUGAAUGAGAGAUUAACUUAUAACUUGGAAACUGAAAAGCUGAAACUCGAACGUGAAAUGACGAGAGAAAUUGAGUCUAGAGUCGCCAUGGAAGUGAGCAAGGCAAGGGAAGCUUGGAGUCUUUCGGAACAGCGCAAAUUGCCUACUAAACCUCUUACUAGAGACAGAUCCACUCAAUCUGUCCCUGUGCUUGAGCCUAAAAUCGACGACGAGAAAAAGACGAGCGUGCGUACCGUGGCCGUAGGUGAAGGCAGCGUCAGCGACCUGCUGUGUGACCGUUGUUGUGUUGCGAAACGUAGUAUCGGCUGCAGUUGGGACAAAGUAACUGACGUAGUUUGCGACUCGUGCCAAGACCGCAAGAAUGCUAUCACGCUCAAGCCUCUAUCAAAAUCUUCCUAUGCCCAAACUGUGCCUCCCAUCCCUAAGAUGUUGUCUUCUGCUUCGUGUCAAACGUCGGUUGCGAGCUCCAAAACUGUGGGCACAAAUACCGUGUUUCUGCCUCUCAAGAAAGAAGAAAGACCUGCCACCAGUCCUGUUGUCACUCCUGAGGUUGAGAGACGACCUUUUGGUAGUUCCAGCAUCAACAUCUGUGAUAAGUGUCACGACACGAUUACUUCUGUUGCGAAGGAUAUUGUUGGCACUUCUGGGUCCACUACAUCUCUUGGUUCCGGCCUUCCAGUUAUCAUUCCGCUUCCACCGUCAGGAAAUUCAUCUAAAAUCCCUCGUUUGGUGGAUCCAUUCAAAUUGGAACCGACCCUUGGAGAAGUAGGAGCUGGUUUUGAAAUCGACUCAAAUCUAAGAAGAUCUGAUAGUCGUUUAGACCGACUUAAUCUGAGUAAGGAGCAAGAGUCUGCUCACGUCCAGCUUAGGAAGAGGUCGUCUAGCACUGCUGACGAUCCCAGACGAAAUUCUUUGCCUCCUCCAACUGAAACUACAUCUGAAAAGGCGAAGGUUCCGUUUAACAGACAACAAACUUACACAAAGCUGGCCGAUGAAGACUACAAAACAGGUGUUGGUGAGGCAUCUACUACUGAAGUUCAGUCCAGAAAGAUGUCGGCGCUUGAAGAGCAGGAAGAGGAAGAAGGGAAACCUGGUGCCGCAGCCACACGGAGAAAUGUUAACGUUUAUCGCCGCGAACGGAGCUCCCCUGAAAUCUCUGUAAAGGAAAACUGGCCUCGACGUGUCCCUACUUCUGCAGCUAGAGACGUUGCCGGUAAAAAUGUUGCUCAGCCGUCAACAACCGGAGUGGACAGCUGGCAGCGAGAGAUGACAUCUUACGAGAGCAAGCGAGAAGCGUCGAGAGGGUCUGCCGAACGCGAGACUGAGAAGCCUGACGCGAGCGCACCGAGCCAACAAUGCCAGGAGCUGUCACCCUCCACUCCGAGGAAGGCCACCCCGUUCCCCCAGCCACCUGCGCCUACUGUCAAUUUGUCAGCAGCUUCUCCUUCAUCUUCUUCUUUCCAAAAGUCAUCCUCGUCUCCUCCUCCUGCAAGUAGGGCUGUAGCGGGACAAAUUUCAGCCCCUGCACCCCCUGCUUCAGAUGGCGCUGAAGCAGCUCGCCUGCAUCGCGGAGCUUCAGUCGACGAGAGCGAGAUGCUUGACUCUGGGGACGAGAGCAUCGUGGGCAGCAGUGUUGCUGACUCGUACAGCGUUACAUUGGACGGCCGAGCUCCUCGACAGAAGCUGAAGCUCAGCCGUGGCUUACGAGCAGCUCUUAAAGUCCUCAACGACAGCAUCGGCAAACCCGUACGCUCGGGUCAGCAAUUGACCAACGCUCUGAAUAUCAUACAAAGAGACUGGUUCAAAGUGUCCAGCCAAAACGACUCUGAUCCUCACCUCGUUGAGGAGUAUCUGGAUGUGUUCGAGAUGCAGUAUUCCAAAGGCCUCUUGCACCGCGUCGUCAACCUGGCUGAUGUGAACGGCAACACGGCAAUGCACUACGCCGUGUCGCAUGGAAACUUCGAUGUGGUUUCCCUUCUGCUAGACUCGAAAGUGUGUAGCGUAAAUCAACAGAAUAAAGCUGGCUACACGGCCACGAUGCUGGUAUCUCUUGCGCCCAUCAAGUGCACGGCUCACGCGGCCGUCGUGGAACGGCUCUUCUCGAUGAGCGACGUGAACGUCAAGGCAGACCAGCACGGCCAGACGGCCCUCAUGCUCGCCGUCAGCCACGGCCGUCUCGACACCGUGCGCCUGCUGCUCGCCGCUGGAGCGGACGUGAACAUCCAGGAUGACGAUGGCUCGACAGCGCUUAUGUGUGCGGCGGAGCACGGGCAUCUAGCGAUCGUGCGCUUCCUGCUGCAGUCUCCCGACACGGACGCGCACCUCGUCGACAACGACGGCAGCUCCGCCCUGGCCAUCGCAGUGGAGGCGGGUCACAAGGACGUGGGUGUGCUGCUCUAUAAACACAUGAACCUUGCCAGAGGCUCGUCGCCUUACUCCUCCCUGCGGGGCCACCGACGUAGCCGAACUCCCACCCUACCGCGGUCGACGACCCACACGCCCCCUGCCAGGUUCUCAGCGCCACCCUCGCCGGGGCGGUCCAGACGAGGGUCUGGCCCGCCUUCACCCCCUGGGUCACAUCACAACUCCCCUCACACCGUCAGACAUAAGCCAUCGUCUGCGUCCCUUUCUAACCUCAACUUCUAAUGUUUCGUUCAAUUAUGAAUCUUAUGAACACGUUCAUGGUGAUAUCGAUCCGCUGUUUAAGGUAUUUUUUAAGCUUAUGUUGUUCAGAAUCUAACACACAUGAAAAUCUUUGCAUGUUGCAUGCGUAAUACCGUGUCAUAGUUACAUUAAUUGCCUUACUAGCCGCAUCCUCACUCGGAUGUCAACUUUAUUUAUGCUAUUUCCAUUGCUGGCCUAUUAUUGCAUCAUUGCUUGAGGGAACUCUUCCUGUAUGUUCAUCGGUCGACGAUCGUUGAAACCUGGUGCCAACCCAUGUCGGUUAUUUCGUGUUGUCAACUUGUGUAGAUAAGAUAUGAUGGCGCAUGAAGAUACGAUGAGCCAGGAUCAUGAAUUUUGUGGCUACUUGGUUGCGUUCGGUAGCGUUCUUCCCAUUCUUUAUGAUUUAUUUAAAGAAUCGCGGAAUGAUUUUAAACAUUUAUUUGUUUAUCUUGCAUCUGAUUUGCGUUUUGUCAACAUUCCGUGCCUCACGGACCACUAAAUUUUAAUGUAUUGCGAGGUAAUCAGGCUUUUGGAAUUUUUCCAAUGACCUCUCAUGGAAAACUUAGGACUAAACUUCCUUUUUAUCUAUUUAAUAAUUAUUAACUGAAUACCGGGUAAGUGAAGUUAUUCCUUGACGUUUACUGAAUAAAAAAUGUUAUUUAUCUCGAAGUAAUUUAAUAUGAUAUUGUUCCCUUCUCACUUGUAAUGGUUUUACUGAAUCUUUGUUACUUUGGUUUCGUUGGAGAAGCAAAUGUAUUCCUUCCCGCUAAUGUUGUUUGCAGUGUAAUCUAACCGUUCAUGCUUUGUAUUUGUUCACUGAAUAAUGCGUUUUCUUUGUCUAUUUAAUGUUCAAAUUGGGUCUCGAUAAGUCGAACUCUAAUUUAAACAAUAAGGCACUCGCCUGUUGCAAAGCAAAAGCUUUGAUGUUUUUAGUUGUUUAAAAUUUGUAAUAUCUAUAUUUAACUUUGACUGCAAAUGUGUUUGACUGUGUUUAUAUUGUUCCGCCUCGGAUGUUCUUACCGUGCAUAAUAAGGAACGCUGCAGCUUCUCAGUAAUUGCAGAUGUUGGUAUACUAUCUCACGCUGUUGUUGGUCACCCCCGAAAUACGUAUGAGGGCGUUUUCUAGAGCAAUCUCAUUGUUACGUCUAACCGUUUUUAAAUUGCUUUUCUUCUUAUUUGCUACUUAAUUUAGCCACUAUCAAGUCCCACUUGGACCAGCCUGCCGACAACAACCCUAACAAAAUUCGGAUGUGUACCUGGCACAGCAACAGGUCCCUCUUAGGAUUCGGGGAGCGCUUUAUAGAAGUCGCAUAUUCCCUCUUUGGUCGGACCUGAAGUGCAGCCUCGGGGCAGCACUCAAGCUCUGUAUGACUUGGCUUCGGUCAACACAUGUUAUACUCUCGGGCGACUAUAAAGUGUGAAAGUAAAUGAUCUUUAGGAUCUGAUUACGAUCGGGUGCCCAAGCAGAUCCAGACUAACUUUCGGCGAGAAUAAACAGGAGUGUAGUGAUUCCAGGGCAGAAGCUUUGGUGUUGCCCGAGUUUUUAUUAAAUAAUAGUCUUAUGAGGAUAACAGUCUUAUGAGGUUACAGAUGAUAACAGUCUUGUGAGGUUACAAGCUUGUGCAAUUUGCUCGUUGUGGUGGUCGUUGAUUUUUUAAACGUCGCUGGAACGUUUAGAUAAAGGGGGUAAAAUUAUGUCAGUUCUUAAUUUGUUUCUGAGCUUUAUCAAUAUUUAUCGUUAGAAGUUUCCAAUAUAUCCUGAUAAUUUCCUCGGUCUCUGUUGCAUGUAUCAUUUCACGUCGCUUCCACUGAUUCUAGAAUGUUUUUAAAGCCAAGUUGCUUAGCGUGCUAUUGCAAAGGUCGCCAGAUCGUCCAGAGCUCAUUGUUGCCUUAUUACCAAUGUUACUUUUGUAUGUUAUACUCUAGCAACAUUUCUGAGUAAUGUUUGCUGCAGUUUGAUCAGAAGAUCAGAUGAGAAUUGGGUAAAUAAGAGUUUUCGCCCUGCAAAUAUUGCACGACAACGUUCAACUUGUCAGCCUCUUUACCACUAAUGUCUAUGAUGUCAACAUAAUUAAGCCAAAAAUGUACAAAUUGGGAAGGAAGGAAGAUCUAAUGCAAGUUAAAAACAAGCUCUCUUAGCUGUUAAUCGAAACUGGCGUUUGCAGGCCAUAUAGGCACUUCACACAAAUCUUUCCGUUCAUCCUCUCCUACGUGUAAGGCGAAUUCACGGUUCCAUCAGUAAGGCAAAUUUUGCAUUCGAUCGUAACGUUUGCAUUCCAUUUCAUUCCUCGUAACUUGAUUGAUUAAAAAUGUAUCUGAUGUGUGCAUUUCAGUUUCUAAGACACGUGUUAGGCUUGAAGCAAGUGUUGUGCUACCAACAAGCAAUUUUUUCGUGCUGCCAAAGCAUUUUUAUGAAGUUCCAUAUUUUUUGCAAUUCUUAAUUCUAGCAGCUUGAUUUUUUUUCAUGAUAAGCUUUAAAACUUCGUUGCUUGCGUGACUUGUACCGGUAUCUCUCGAUAUGUUUUAAUAGUUCUUUACUUUCGCAAUAAAGCUUUAUAGAUGAAUAGUGCACUUUAAAAACGAGUUAACCUAUUCAUCAUGGACAAACCAUGGCGAUCAUGCUUUAAUCAAUGGCGACUUCUGCGCACGAGGUGAUUGUCAUUAAUAAAAGAAAUAAUUGUUUUUCCCUAAUUGUGUGUUGUAUUGUUGUGGGUUCAAUACGAGCAUUAUUGUAAUGGUUAAUAAUAAGUUGCGAGUUGCAGCUGUCAGUGCCAAAUAUCGGGGGUUUAAUACCUGUUGGCAGCUCAUAUGAAUCUGCUUUUAAAAAUUGUUACAAACUAUACAGUUUAACUUCUGUGUUUAAUUUUUACUUAUAUCGGGAUGCUUCCUUGCAAGUAUAUUGUAUCAGUUUUU
Molecule: messenger RNA, 7940 nt
Organism: Hyalella azteca
Lineage: Eukaryota; Metazoa; Arthropoda; Malacostraca; Amphipoda; Hyalellidae
Exons: 15
Coding region: 120-5009 (1629 amino acids)
Biological process (GO): negative regulation of actin filament polymerization
Cellular component (GO): cytoskeleton; cytoplasm
Molecular function (GO): protein binding
Source: RefSeq, a predicted model, not a curated record